GUUGGCGGCAAAGCCCCGCCCCGGAUGUCGCGCGUCGAGGACUGGGCGACGGCGAUUGGCCGGCGCAGCGCAGGGGGCGGGGCGGAAGGUUCUGGAGGGGGCUGGCGGGCUCUGGAAGCUUCCGCCGGACGGGUAUAUAGAGUCCGGGACCGGGCGGCCGCGGAGCCGGGGGACGGCGGCAGCUGGGCGGCGGGCCGCAGGCGGGGGCCAUGGGCAAGGACUACUACCAGACGCUGGGCCUGGCCCGCGGCGCGUCGGACGAGGAGAUCAAGCGGGCCUACCGCCGCCAGGCGCUGCGCUACCACCCGGACAAGAACAAGGAGCCCGGGGCCGAGGAGAAGUUCAAGGAGAUCGCCGAGGCCUACGACGUGCUCAGCGACCCGCGCAAGCGCGAGAUCUUCGACCGCUACGGGGAGGAAGGCCUGAAGGGUGGCGGCCCCAGCGGUGGGAGCAGCGGCGGUGCUAAUGGUACCUCCUUCAGCUACACAUUCCAUGGAGAUCCUCAUGCCAUGUUCGCUGAGUUCUUCGGUGGCAGAAAUCCCUUUGACACCUUUUUUGGGCAGCGGAACGGGGAGGAAGGCAUGGACAUCGAUGACCCAUUCUCUAGCUUCCCCAUGGGCAUGGGUGGCUUCACCAACAUGAACUUUGGACGCUCCCGCCCUGCCCAAGAGCCCAUCCGAAAGAAGCAAGAUCCCCCGGUCACCCACGACCUUCGGGUCUCCCUUGAAGAGAUCUACACCGGCUGUACCAAGAAGAUGAAAAUCUCCCAUAAGCGGCUGAACCCAGAUGGAAAGAGCAUUCGAAAUGAAGACAAGAUCUUGACCAUCGAAGUGAAGAAAGGUUGGAAAGAAGGGACCAAAAUCACCUUCCCCAAGGAAGGAGACCAGACCUCCAACAACAUUCCAGCUGAUAUUGUCUUUGUUUUAAAGGACAAACCCCACAAUAUCUUUAAGAGGGACGGCUCUGAUGUCAUUUAUCCUGCCAGGAUCGCCCUUCGGGAGGCUCUGUGUGGCUGCACAGUGAAUGUCCCCACUCUGGACGGCAGGACCAUACCCGUCGUAUUCAAAGAUGUCAUCAGGCCUGGCAUGCGGCGAAAAGUUCCUGGAGAAGGCCUCCCGCUCCCCAAAAUGCCCGAGAAACGGGGGGACCUCAUUAUUGAGUUUGAAGUGAUCUUCCCUGAAAGGAUCCCCCAGACCUCAAGAACCGUACUUGAGCAGGUUCUUCCGAUAUAGCUACCUGUCCCCCAAGGACUGAACAGGGACCUUUCCAGAGCUCAAGGAUUUCCGGACCUUUCCACCAGUCGUGGACCAAGAGAGGGCGGGAGGGCCCAGGGAGGGCUUUCUGAAUGUUUUCCAGAGAAUAUAUUACAAUCUUUCAAAGUUGUGCACUAGACUUAAGUGGUUUUUCGAGUGCUAGGGCAUCAGGUGGUGGAAACAGCAGGACAAGACAUUCCAGUCUGCCCCUGCUGUGUCCUGUAGCCCUCCUGGGAUGGCCCCACAUCAUCCUCCAGUCCCCACCAGGGGUGUGAGGCAGACCAGCAGCUGGAUCUCUCUGUGGUCCCUUUGCUUCCUGCUGUCAGGUGGUGUCGACCUGCUUGUCUUAGUUGCCAGGCCCUGUCUGCUCCAUGGUUUCUGUUGCGUGAUCACUUUUUGUUUUAUUCUGUAUUUGUGGCCCACAUCCUGCUCUUCUGAAGAACCCUGUCUUCUCUUUGGCCAUCUCAAACUGAGAACCUAAGCGAUUUCUGCAGAACUGCCUGGCCAGCGCCCACAAGCAGUACCUCUUGUUCCAGCAGGACCAAGGGAGCCAGCCUCCAAUGAGCAAGUCCCACAGCCGUGUCUUCCCCUGAGGGGCUGGGAGCCCAGCAAGUGCAGGGGGCCCUCUCGACUCCUGGCUGUAUUAAAGCUGAAUUUGCUCACUGGGUCACACUCUGUCCUUUCCUGUAAGGCAAUCUUGACACAUCUGGGGCUUACCAGUGGUGACCCAGGUAAUUUUUUUGUUUCAUGGACUCUGGACUCUUUCAAAAGGAUCUGAUCCUUUUGAAUUUUGCACAGCCCUAGAUAUAAUCCCUUUUGAUAAAAGGGUCUUUGCUUCUGAUUACAGGAGCACUGUGGAAUGUCUGUAAAUAUGUUUUUAUAAUUCCAUGUAAAGUUGGUGUGUACUCAGACGAAGCCAGUCCACAGCAGCCUCUUCUCUCUGUCUAGGGCCCCAAUGGAAUUCAGAAGACACCUUUUGGGAGGGGCUUGUGGAACAAAUGUCUAUUCCCUGGAGGCUAGUCUGGUGCUCAUACCUUUAGACUCAUUGUAAGUUGCCACUGCCAACUUGAGACCAAAGUGUGUGACUUGUCGAUGUGCAGCGUGACAGCAUUAAAGACUGAUGCUAAACCUCA
Messenger RNA from Carlito syrichta (Philippine tarsier), 2386 nucleotides. It is a transcript of the gene DNAJB1, whose product is annotated as DnaJ heat shock protein family (Hsp40) member B1. The coding region runs from base 210 to 1232 and encodes 340 amino acids. Gene Ontology annotation, cellular component: cytosol. The record is from RefSeq and is a predicted model, not a curated record. Gene Ontology annotation, molecular function: Hsp70 protein binding; transcription corepressor activity. The transcript is spliced from 3 exons. Lineage: Eukaryota; Metazoa; Chordata; Mammalia; Primates; Tarsiidae.